This is a messenger RNA of Caenorhabditis auriculariae, 4369 nucleotides long. Lineage: Eukaryota; Metazoa; Nematoda; Chromadorea; Rhabditida; Rhabditidae. The record is from the annotation of a GenBank genome assembly.
AUGUCAUCCUCUUCGGGAAACGGCGCAUUCAAGUCUUUUUUCAAAAAGUCAGCACUUGCAGCGAAAGCAGAUAAAGUCUGGAGCGAAAGUAAGGCUUUUUAUAUGUAACUUCUCUAUUUUACUAACAUGUACAGGUAAGCACGAUUACUCAGCUGCCAAUCCCGCUAACGCUCACAAUACCCAUCUUGAAAAAAAGUCCCUUGGAGAAGUUUUGGGAAAGUUGUCAGCCAAAAAGAAAGAAGAGGUCAGUCAUAGAGUCAGUUUUUGUCAUCCAUUUGCUUUGCAGGAUGAGAUUGAAAGCAACUCAAACGUUAAAUUUGUAUUUGGAUCAAAAAUCAAUGAUCGUGUUGUUAAGGUUUGUUAUUUUCUAAGCAGCAAAUCUUCUCGUUGAAUAAAGUUUAGAAGUGCAAUUUGCAUUAUUGGCAAAAGUCAAAUAGUAUAUUUUUUUGAGAACAUGGGUGGUGUGCGAAUUUCACUGCGAAGCUAUUUACCAAAGCUAGUAAAGAAGCUUUGUUUCGGAGAACGAAAAGUUAGGCUAAACGAUUGUUUUGUUGCAUCAAUUAAAAAAAUAUAUAUUAGAUUGUAUAGUUGUUUAGAAGUAUCAGGAUAAAAAAACUUUUUGAUUUUUGUUUUCAGAAGGCGAACGAAGAUUCCGCUAGUUUGGAAGAAGCUGGGAGUUCGCAGGAUGGGGUAGAUCUACCGCAGAAGUCGGCCGCAGAACUGUUCAAAACAGCGGCUUCUGCGCAGAAACCCGAAGAGGUAAUAAAUCUAUUAAAGCAUUUUUGUUUUGAUGAAUUUUGAAAAUUGUGUAGCUCAGUUCAUAUUUUGAAGGAUACCGGGUCUAACCAAAUCAAAUUCCGAGCGGAAGCCCAAGAAGCGGCUGAGCGGGCGAAAGAAGUUGAAAAGCAGCACGCGAGCACUUCAGUGGUUCCUCUGACGACCGGAGAGGAGGCCGACAAGAAUAUUUUCCAGGUCACACAUUAUCACGUUUCAUUGAAAAGUUCACGUUUCCGUACUUCGCUAGUUUUUACCUUUGAAAUGAGUUUUUCUAAAGUAAAAAAAUAUACGUGGAAAAAAAUUUGAGACUGCGCUUCAUUCAAAAACUUCUUUCACAUCACCGAAAAAAAUUAUUAGAACGUUUAAAAAAACUAAUUGUUUUUUUCAGUUUUUAGGAAGAUACCGUCAAUUCAAAAAAAGGAACGCCCUCAUGUAAAAAUUUUUUUGCUCUCUUGGGAUAUAUUUAUAAAUUAAAAGGAGAAAGCGCUGUAUUUAAAUAUCCACUAAAUAAAAAUUUCAUUAAGACAUAAAAAAAGUAAGAUAUUAUGCUUUGAUUAAUUGAAUGUAUUUUUCCUAAACUACGUUUUGUAGAAAAGUCGACAUUGUUUGUAAAAGGCUCACAUAGUUUUAAAAAUAUCUAUCCGUUUAAUUUUUUUGGUGGGAAAAUCAACUUGCGUUUUUUUUUCAAGCUCAUUUGGUACUCGAACAAAUUCCAACGAUAAAUUUUUCAGGCUUCAUGUAAGCUGCAUGCGUUCGACACGGAGCGAAGGCAAUUUGUCGAAAAAGGCGUCUGCACGCUACGAAUCAACGAACGAAUGGAAAACGGCCAAGUUCACCAUCGAAUUGGUUUGGAUCAUUUUUUCUUCAAAAAAAAAAUCGUGACUUUUUUUAGUUGCUCGAACUUCCGGCACCCUACGCGUCGUUAUAAACUCAAAAAUUUUCGCUGAUAUGCUCGUCGAGCGCGUUGAUCGGAGGGUCAAGGUUGGAGACUUCUCAGUUUAUUUUUUACUAACAUUCAAGAGUACUCUUCUAAAUUUUGAGAGAACAUCAUUUUGGAAUUAGAUGGAAGUUUUUUUCGAAGCUCAGGCUUCUAGUGUUAAAUGGAAAAAAAAUCAAAUAAAUUAAACUUUUCAUUAAUCUUUAACGUGAUUGAUUUCAGAUAUCUGCGAUGGGUCCAGAAGCGACUGGCGUACAAAUCUUCCUGCUGAAGUUCGGUUUCUCUGUCAGUUUUCAAGUGAAUUUCCCAUUUUUUGUGUUCUCUUUAUUACAGAAAACUGACACAGGCGCUGAGACUGAUCAAUUCUAUGCAAUCUUGAGCGAUAUUUUGAAGUUGGAAAAAGGAGAACAUUCGCGGAAAAGGAAGGUAGGUUUUCGAUAUACAGUACCGCUCAAAAGUAUAUUAAGUUUUGGUUUUUUGAGGAUAUUUCAGCGAGUACUUAUCCGAUUUAUAUAUAACUUCUAGGGAUAAUGUAAAAUGUACUUUGAAACAUAUAGGGUAUACAAAGACAUGUCCGCAAUCACUGUGACGCGUUUGAGGCAUUUUUUAUUGAAUUCAAUUUUUUUUUUGUUUCUUAUGCUUGUAUUUUUAUUCAUUUUUAUUAAAUUUUUUUGAAGUAAUAAUGUUGCCAUAUGAUUUUUUUCAUGUUUUGAGACAUGAGAAGAACCUCUGGAAAAAGGAUUUGACUGAUAACGACAAAAGAGCCAUCGUUGUGGGUCGUCAGAAUGGACUGACCAUGAUGACGUUGGCAGAAAUGUUCGGCGUGACAGAGGCGUGCGUUUCUCAGUUCCUAAAGCGUUGGAAAGCUCAAGAUGGCUCUACUAAGAGCCAACGCACUGGAAGACCACGUGUCACUUUUCGUAAUGACGAUAGAAACAUUUUGAAGACGUCUAGAACCAAUCCAAGACUCACUGCCCCUGCGAUCAGACGGGAAGUUUUCUUGAAUUCGCCAUAUCUGCCAUCCGUCUCGACCGUGAAACGACUUCUGAAUGCUGCUGGAAUAAUGGGAAGACGUGCAGUGAAAAAACCGCUGAUUUCUGAAAAGAAUCGAGGUGCCAGGGUGAAGUGGGCGAAGGAGCAUCUCAACUGGACCCGUCAAGACUGGAACUAGAUACUGUGGUCCGACGAAACGGUCCUCCACCAUGUUUCACAGUGGGUAAUUGGUAUUUCGGAUGAUAUCUGGACCCAAUUGGUCUACGAACCCACUGAAUUCCGUCACUUCCGAAGAGGAGGAACUUGCUUUCGUCGGACCACAGAAUCUAGUUCCAGUCUUGACGGGUCCAGUUGAGAUGCUCCUUCGCCCACUUCACCCUGGCACCUCGAUUCUUUUCAGAAAUCAGCGGUUUUUUCACUGCACGUCUUCCCAUUAUUCCAGCAGCAUUCAGAAGUCGUUUCACGGUCGAGACGGAUGGCAGAUAUGGCGAAUUCAAGAAAACUUCCCGUCUGAUCGCAAGGGCGGUGAGUCUUGGAUUGGUUCUAGGCGUCUUCAAAAUGUUUCUAUCGUCAUUAAGAUCAGUGACACGUGGUCUUCCAGUGCGUUGGCUCUUAGUAGAGCCAUCUUGAGCUUUCAAACGCUUUAGGAACUGAGAAAUACACGCCUGUGUCACGCCGAACGUUCCUGCCAACGUCAUCAUGGUCAGUCCAUUUUGACGACCCACAACGAUGGCUCUUUUGUCGUUAUCAGUCAAAUCCUUUUUUCCAGAGGUUCUUCACAUGUCUAAAAACAUGAAAAAAGUCAUAUGGCAACACUAUUACUUCAAAAAAAUUUAAAAAAAAUAAAUAAAAAUAAAAGCAUAAAAAACAAAAAAAAUUUAAUUCAAUAAAAAGGCCUAAAACGCGUCACAGUGAUUGCGGACAUGUCUUUGUAUACCGUAUAUGUUUCAAAGUACAUUUUACAUUAUCCCUAGAAGUUAUAUAUAAAUCGGAUAAGUACUCGCUGAAAUAUCCUCAAAAAACCAAAACUUAAUAUACUUUUGAGCGGUGGUACUGUACGUAUUUUAAAAUUUCAUACUCAGCUGCGGUCUUGAUUUUUUGAUUUUCUUUGUGGGCAAGUUUUUUAUUUAUUGGUUGAAUCGGUAUUGGCGAUUUUAAAAGAGGGUUUUCGAGUUCACGAUUUUUGAUUUUCUUUCUUUCUAGAUUUCACAACAGUAAUGUGGGAGAAUAAAAUGCAUUUAUGAACAACAAAUAAAGAAGAGAAAGCAUUAUAUGUACUGAAUUUAUAUUAAAAGAGCUGUUUAUCAGGAGUUUUUUGAAUUCAAUUUAUGCUCCUUCGAAAAAUUCAAAGAAGUUCCUUUUUUUGUCAUAAUAUUUUGAUCUGUGCAGGCGGACUGCGAUCUUAACGCCGAAAAUGUGAAGUUGCGCGAGAAAGAGGAAGAUGAAGAGGAAGGUUACAAGGAGGAUGACGACUCCAAGACGGAAGAAACGGCGAAAAACGAGGAAGAGCCCGAAAAUCUGCGAACCGAUAAGUCCGUCGAAGAUGCAGAGAAAGUCGCUCAAAGCGAGGCCGAGGAUUCAGAGAAACUCGACGAAGGAUUUGUUUUACUUGAGAAACCGGAUGGAACACAGAGUUUUGAAUCACAGGAACAUGCUCAAUAG